Molecule: messenger RNA, 309 nt
Organism: Clonostachys solani
Lineage: Eukaryota; Fungi; Ascomycota; Sordariomycetes; Hypocreales; Bionectriaceae
Source: the annotation of a GenBank genome assembly
AUGGCAUCGGCAAGAGGAGUGCUGCUUCCACUGGCCCAGUACAGGUUCUCGCCAGAACCUGAGUGCUGUAGUUUACCAACGGUGGUGAGAAGCGACAAGCUCUUCAUCCCAGGCCAGAGCGGAGGUGCCAACAUCAGCACGGGCGGCGUUGAUGGCGUUGAGAGCGUUGGUCUGAUCACCAGUGAGGUUGUCGUUGGAGGUGGAAGACUUGCUGUCGGUGGUGGUGGUAGUGGUGGUUGUGGCGGCAGCUGCAGAGGUGGUAGUCGCAGCCUCGGACGCGGAAGCGACGACGACGACAGUGGCGGGUGA